AUCACAGCUGAUUAUGCAUGAGAGGACCCACACUGGUGAAAAACCGUACCAAUGUUCUGAAUGCGGCAAAGUCUUUUGCUACAGCUCCCAACUUUUUGAGCAUAAAAGAACCCAUAAUGGAGAAAAGCCCUAUCAGUGCCCACAGUGUGGCAAAAAGUUCAGUAAGCAUGCCACACUGGUGAUACACAAGCGGACACACACCGGAGAGAAACCAUUUGAGUGUCCAGAAUGCGGGAAAAGUUUCAAUCAGAAUUCCAACCUGGUGAUACACCAGAGGACGCACACAGGAGAGAAACCGUAUGUCUGUCAGGAAUGUGGGAAAAGUUUCCGUCAGAAUUCCAACCUGGUGAUACACCAGAGGACUCACACAGGAGAGAAACCAUAUGUGUGUCAAGAUUGUGGGAAAGGUUUCAUUCGAAAUUCUGACCUGAUGAUACACCAGAACACUCAUACAGGAGAGAAAGUGUAUGUGUGCACACGUUGUGGGAAAAAUUUCAUUCGGAAUUCUGAUCUAGUAGUACACCAGAGGACUCACACAGGAGAGAAACCAUAUAAGUGUCCAGACUGUGGGAAAAGCUUUAGUCGGCCUUCCCACCUGGUGACACACCAGAGGACUCACACAGGACAAAAACCAUACAAGUGUCUGGAUUGUGGAAAAAGUUUCAGGCGGAAUUCUGACCUGGCGAUACACCAGAGGAUUCACACUGGGGAGAAACCGUAUGAGUGUCCAGAUUGUGGGAAACAUUUCACUCGAAAUUCUGACUUGGUGAUACACCGGAGGACGCACACAGGAGAGAAACCGUAUGAGUGUCUGUAUUGUGAGAAAAGUUUCAGUCAGAACUCUUACCUGGUGAUACACCAGAGGACUCAUACAGGAGAGAAACCGUAUGAAUGUCCAGAUUGUGGUAAAAGUUUUACUCGGCAUUCCAACUUGAUGAUACACCAGAGGAUUCACACAGGAGAGAAACCAUAUGAUUGUCUAGAGUGUGGGAAAAGCUUCAAUACUAGAUCAAAUCUUACCAGCCACAUGAAGUUGCACACAGGAGAGAAACCCCACAAGUGUUCAGACUGUGGGAAAAGUUUUAGUUGGAAAUCUGGCUUGGUGACCCACCAGAGGAUUCACACAGGGGAGAAACCGUAUGAGUGUCCUGACUGUGGGAAAGGUUUCAGUACUAGGUCUAGCCUUAUAAAUCAUGUAGGUUUACAUACAGGGGAGAAACCAUUCAAAUGUACAGAGUGUGGACGAUUCUUCACACAAAAUUCCUCCCUUGCUACACAUAAGAAAAUCCACACUGGGGAGAAAGUCUUUGAAUGUCCUGAUUGUGGGAAAAGUUUCACACGGAAUUAUCACCUGGUGAUACACCAGAGGACUCACACAGGAGAGAAACCGUAUGAGUGUCCAGAAUGCGGGAAAAGUUUCAAUCAGAAUUCCAACCUGGUGAUACACCAGAGGACGCACACAGGAGAGAAACCGUAUGUCUGUCAGGAUUGUGGGAAAAGUUUCCGUCAGAAUUCCAACCUGGUGAUACACCAAAGGACUCACACAGGAGAGAAACCAUAUGUGUGUCAAGAUUGUGGGAAAGGUUUCAUUCGAAAUUCUGACCUGAUGAUACACCAGAACACUCAUACAGGAGAGAAAGUGUAUAUGUGCACACGUUGUGGAAAAAAUUUCAUUCGGAAUUCUGAUCUAGUAGUACACCAGAGGACUCACACAGGAGAGAAACCAUAUAAGUGUCCAGACUGUGGGAAAAGCUUUAGUCGGCCUUCCCACCUGGUGACACACCAGAGGACUCACACAGGACAAAAACCAUACAAGUGUCUGGAUUGUGGAAAAAGUUUCAGGCGGAAUUCUGACCUGGCGAUACACCAGAGGAUUCACACUGGGGAGAAACCGUAUGAGUGUCCAGAUUGUGGGAAACAUUUCACUCGAAAUUCUGACUUGGUGAUACACCAGAGGACUCACACAGGAGAGAAACCGUAUGAGUGUCUGUAUUGUGAGAAAAGUUUCAGUCAGAACUCUUACCUGGUGAUACACCAGAGGACUCAUACAGGAGANAAACCGUAUGAGUGUCCUGACUGUGGGAAAGGUUUCAGUACUAGGUCUAGCCUUAUAAAUCAUUGCAGAACUCACACAGGAGAGAAACCAUAUGAGUGUCUUUAUUGUGGGAACAGUUUCAGUCAGAAUGCCAACCUUGUGAUGCACCAGAGGACUCACACAGGAGAGAAACCAUAUGAGUGUCUUUAUUGUGGGAAAAGUUUCAGUCAGAAUGCCAACCUUGUGAUGCACCAGAGGACUCACUUAGGAGAGAAACCAUACGAGUGUCAGGAUUGUGGGAAAAGUUUCAGUCAGAAUGCCAACCUGGUGAUACACCAGAGGACUCACACAGGAGAGAAACCAUAUGAGUGUCCAGAUUGUGGUAAGAGUUUCAAGCAGAAUACCAACUUGUUGAUUCACCAGUGGACUCACACGGGAGAGAAACCGUAUCAGUGUCCAGAUUGUGGGAAAGGUUUCAAUUGGAAUUCUGAAUUGUUGAUACAUCAGAGGAUUCACACAGGAGAAAAACCAUAUGAAUGCUUGGAUUGUGGGAAAAGUUUCAGUCGAAAUUCCCACCUGGUGGAACACCAGAGAACUCACACAGGAGAGAAACCAUAUAAGUGUCCAGAUUGUGGGAAAGCUUUCUCCUGGAAUUCUAAUCUGGUGGUACACCAAAGAACUCACACAGGCAACAAACCAUAUCAGUGUGUGGAUUGUGGUAAAAGUUUCCAUUGGAAUUCUGCCCUAGUGAUACACCAGAGAACUCACACAGGAGAAAAACCGUAUGAAUGUCUGGAGUGUGGGAAAAGUUUUAUUCGGAAUUCUGACUUGGUGAUACAUCAGAGGACUCACACGGGAGAGAAACCAUAUGAGUGUCCAGAUUGUGGGAAAAGUUUCAGUAAGAAUUUCAAUCUGGUGGUACACCAGAGCACUCACACAGGAGAUAAACCAUAUGAGUGUCCGGACUGUGGGAAACGUUUCACUCAGAAUUCCAAUCUGGUGAUACAUCAGAGGACUCACACAGGAGAGGAACCAUAUGAGUGUCCAGAUUGUGGGAAGAGUUUCAAGCAGAAUUCCAAUCUUCUGAUACACCAGAAGACACACACAGGAGAGAAGCCAUACGAGUGUCAGGAUUGUGGGAAAAGUUUCAGUAGGAAUUUCAAUCUGGUGAUACACCAGAGAACUCAUACAGGAGAAAAACCAUAUAAGUGUCCUGAUUGUGGGAAAGGUUUCUGUCGGAAUUAUCACCUGGUAGUACACCAGAGAACUCAUACAGGUAAGAAACCAUAUCAGUGUCGGGAUUGUGGUAAAAGUUUCCAUUGGAAUUCCGCCCUCGUGAUACACCAGAGAACUCACACAGGAGAAAAACCAUACAAGUGUCUGGAGUGUGGGAAAAAUUUCAGUACUAGGUCUAGCCUUGUAAAUCAUGUAAGGACCCAUUCCGGAGAAAAGCUCUACCAGUGUUCCCAAUAUAGCAAAAGAUUUAGCAUGCAGACCAAUCUAGUGAGACACAAAGGGACUCCCACUGGGGAGAAAGUCUUUGAAUGUCCUGAUUGUGGGAAAAGUUUCACACGGAAUUAUCACCUGGUGAUACACCAGAGGACUCACACAGGAGAGAAACCCUAUGAGUGUCCAGUUUGUAGGAAAAGUUUUGGUCAGAAUUCCCACCUGGUCAUACACCAGAGGACUCACACUGGAGUGAAACCGUAUGAGUGUCCAGAUUGUGGGAAAAGUUUCAGUCAGAAUGCCAAUCUGGUCAGACACUGGAGGAUUCACACAGGAGAAAAACCAUAUGAGUGUUCCGACUGUGGGAAAAGUUUCAAAUGGAAUUCCUCCCUGGUGAAACAUCAGAGGGCUCACAUGGGUGAGAAACCAUAUGAAUAUCCUGAUUGUAGGAAAGGUUUCCAUCAAAAUUCUGACCUGGUGAUAGACCAGAGGACUCGGACAAAAGAGAAACCAUAUGAGUGUCCGGAUUGUGGGAAAAGUUUCAGGCAGAAUUCUAAGCUGGUGAUCCAUCAGAGGACUCACACAGGAGAGAAACCGUAUGAAUGUCUGUAUUGUGGGAAAAGUUUCAGUCAAAAUUCAAACUUGGUGAUACACCAGAGGACCCACACAGGAGAAAAACCAUAUGAAUGUCUGGAUUGUAGUAAAAGUUUCAGUCAGAAUUCCUACCUGGUGAAACACCAGAGGACUCACACAGGAGAAAAACUGAAUGAGUGCCUGGAUUGUGGGAAAAGUUUCAAUCAGAAUUCCUUCCUGGUGGAGCACCAGAGGACUCACACAGGAGAGAAGCCGUAUGAGUGUCCGGUUUGUGGGAAAGAUUUCAGUAGACGGUCUAGUCUUAUAAAUCAUGUAAGGUUACACACAGGGGAGAAACCAUUCAAAUGCCCAGAUUGUGGAAAGUGUUUCCCACAGAAUUCGACCUUUAUCAAACACAAGAAAUUCCAUAUGAGGUGAAAUUCAAUGUGUGUAGAGAAAUCUUGAAUUUCCUUUCGCUUCUCCCCUUGGAAGCCCAGCUGAGAAACUAAGCAUUUAAUUUCUUGCCUCAUUCUUUUUAGUCAAAUAUGUCAUAGUAUCAGACAUGAGGGAGGAGAUCUGAAUUUCCUUUCUCUGGCCUAGUGCAGUCAUUUCCUUUCACUGAGUCGAAACUGCUAUGCUGAGCCAGAGAAAGCGAACCUAGAUCUGUAUUAGGCGUUAUUUGGCACCUUGGGGUAUUUCUACGUAUCAUUAAGUGGAAUAUAAAUACGUAUGUAUGUCUAUA
Protobothrops mucrosquamatus (brown spotted pit viper) is the source of this 4796-nucleotide messenger RNA. Its product is annotated as zinc finger protein 850-like. Bases 14 to 4492 code for a protein of 1492 amino acids. The record is from RefSeq and is a predicted model, not a curated record. The transcript is spliced from 6 exons. Lineage: Eukaryota; Metazoa; Chordata; Lepidosauria; Squamata; Viperidae.